CGGGAGCAGCUCUCGGACGAGGAGUACUACGUGCUGCGGCAAAAAGGGACCGAGUACCCUGGAUCAGGCAAGUACGACAAGUUCUACCCAAAGGCAGGCCACUUUGUGUGCGGCGGGUGCGGCGCGCCGCUCUACUCCGCUGCGGCAAAGUUCGACAGCGGGUGCGGCUGGCCUGCCUUCGACCGGAUCACAGACACUUCCCUCGGGAUGCGGCGCGUCGAGAUCCUCUGCGGCUCGUGUGGCGGCCACUUGGGCCACGUCUUCGAGGGCGAGACACGCUUCACCCGGACCAAUGAGCGGCAUUGCGUCAACUCGGCGUCGGUGAGG
Emiliania huxleyi CCMP1516 is the source of this 327-nucleotide messenger RNA. RefSeq names its product putative peptide methionine-R-sulfoxide reductase (gene MSRB7). Gene Ontology annotation, biological process: protein repair; response to oxidative stress. Gene Ontology annotation, molecular function: peptide-methionine (R)-S-oxide reductase activity. The record is from RefSeq and is a predicted model, not a curated record. The transcript has 5 exons. NCBI's taxonomy places the organism in Eukaryota, Haptophyta, Isochrysidales, Noelaerhabdaceae. The annotation marks the transcript as partial.